AUGUCUCACAGGAAGUUCGAGGCGCCUCGCCACGGCUCGCUGGCUUUCUUGCCACGAAAGCGCGCAUCCCGCCACAGAGGAAAGGUCAAGAGCUUCCCCAAGGAUGACCAGAAGCAGAAGCCUCACUUGACUGCUGCUAUGGGCUACAAGGCCGGCAUGACCACCAUCGUGCGCGACCUUGACCGUCCAGGUGCCAAGCUGCACAAGAAGGAGAUCGUCGAGGCCGUCACGGUCAUCGAAACUCCUCCGAUGGUCGUUGUUGGUCUGGUUGGCUACAUCGAGACUCCCCGCGGCCUGCGCUCGUUGACUACUGUCUGGGCUGAGCAUCUUUCCGACGAGGUCAAGCGCCGAUUCUACAAGAACUGGUACAAGAGCAAGAAGAAGGCUUUCACCAAGUACGCCAAGAAGCACGCUGAGGAGGGCGGCAAGAACAUCACCCGCGAUCUCGAGCGCAUCAAGAAGUACUGCACCGUCGUCCGCGUCCUCGCACACACUCAAAUCCACAAGACCCCUCUCAAGCAGAAGAAGGCACACCUUAUGGAGAUCCAGGUCAACGGUGGCUCCAUCGCCGACAAGGUCGAGUUCGGUCACGGCCUCUUCGAGAAGCCAGUGGAGAUCGACUCCGUCUUCGAGCAGGACGAGAUGAUCGACUGCAUCGCCGUCACCAAGGGUCACGGAUUCCAGGGUGUCACCAGCAGAUGGGGAACCAAGAAGCUUCCGCGCAAGACGCACAAGGGUCUCCGCAAGGUCGCUUGUAUCGGUGCAUGGCAUCCGUCCCACGUGCAGUGGACUGUCGCCCGUGCUGGUCAGAUGGGUUACCACCACCGUACAUCCGUCAACCACAAGGUCUACCGUGUUGGCAAGGGCACAGACGAGCGAAACGCCACCACCGAUUUCGACCACUCCAACAAGCAGAUCACUCCUAUGGGUGGUUUCGUCCGCUACGGUGAGGUCAAGAACGACUUCGUGCUCCUCAAGGGCUCUGUCCCAGGUGUCAAGAAGCGUGUCAUGACCCUCCGCAAGUCCAUGUUCAUCCACACAUCCCGCCGCGCACUCGAGAAGGUCGAACUCAAGUGGAUCGACACCUCCAGCAAGUUUGGUCACGGUGCUUACCAGACUGCUGCCGAGAAGAAGCAAUUCGUCGGUACCCUCAAGAAGGAUCUUGUCGCCUCAUCAUAA
Molecule: messenger RNA, 1179 nt
Organism: Fulvia fulva
Lineage: Eukaryota; Fungi; Ascomycota; Dothideomycetes; Mycosphaerellales; Mycosphaerellaceae
Product: 60S ribosomal protein L3
Exons: 4
Coding region: 1-1179 (392 amino acids)
Biological process (GO): ribosomal large subunit assembly; translation
Cellular component (GO): cytosolic large ribosomal subunit; ribosome
Molecular function (GO): RNA binding; structural constituent of ribosome
Source: RefSeq, a predicted model, not a curated record